Molecule: messenger RNA, 1813 nt
Organism: Triticum dicoccoides
Lineage: Eukaryota; Viridiplantae; Streptophyta; Magnoliopsida; Poales; Poaceae
Product: putative pentatricopeptide repeat-containing protein At1g26500
Exons: 1
Coding region: 48-1598 (516 amino acids)
Molecular function (GO): protein binding
Source: RefSeq, a predicted model, not a curated record
UCUUCGGUAGCCCGCCUUUUCAGCCACCACGACCCGCGACCACCUCCAUGCCUCCGCGCCUCCUGUUCCGCCGCCUCCUCUCCACCGCCGUCGCAGCUCCCGCCCCGGAGGCCGCCGCCGCCGCGCCGAGGCCCACCGACCCGGCGCUGCUCGUCCGCCUCUGCACGAUCCUCUACCAGCAGCAAAACGCCCCGGACGCCGCCCUGCAGCGCCGCCUCUCCGCGCUCCCCCUCCCCUCCGCCCCCGCCGACCUGCGCGAGCUCUUCCUCCAGGCGUCCGCGCGGUUCCCGCUCUCCUGGCGUCCCGUGCAGCGCCUCCUCGCGCACCUCACCGCCCGCCACGGCUUCGCGCACUCCCCCGCCACCGCCGCGCGCUUCCUCGACGUCCUCGCCAAGUCCAGCAACGUCGACCUGCUCCACUCCACGCUGCUCGCCCUCCCUCCCGGGCUCCUCUCCGGCGCGGCCCUCCGCGCCGCCGUCCGCGGCCUCGCCCCCGCCCGCGAGGUCGGCAAGGUCUCCGCCCUCCUCACCCUCUUCCCCGAAGCGCAGCGCCCCCGCGUGCUCGCCUUCAUCGUCGACGUCGUCUGCUCCGUCUGCAAGCUGCCCGACGUGGCAGAGAAGGUGGUCAAGCAAGCCGAGCACCGGUACGGCCUCGCGCGCUGCGGCAGGUGCUGCGAGCUGCUGCUCGUCGCGUACUGCCGCGCGGGGAUGUUCGCCGACGCGUGCAAUGUGUGGAACGGGAUGGAGAAGCGCGGGAUCGAGCCCGGCGCGGCGGCAUACGAAGAGAUCGUGGUGACGCUGUUCAAGAACAACCGUAUCCCUGACGCCAUGAAGGUGUUCGAUGGAAUGCGAAGGAGGGGGCUGUCUGCCGGCCAUGGUGGCGCGUGCUACCACGCGGUUGUCUCGUGGCUGUGCAAGGAAGGAAGGACCUGGUCGGCAUUCAUGGUGUUGGCCGAAAUGGUUAAGAGAGGGGUGGAGGUGGACGGAGAGGUGCUGGGGGAUUUGGUGUAUAGCCUCUUGGCGAGGAGGAGGGUGAGGGAAGGGUACAGUGUCUUUCAUGGUGUCAAGGAGAAGGAUAUUGCACUGUACCACGGGUUGAUGAAGGGUUUGGUGAGGAUCAAGCGAGCUGGGGAGGCGACUGAGGUGUUCAGGGAGAUGGUUGCCAGUGGGUGCGAGCCAAACAUGCACACCUACAUCAUGUUGCUUCAGGGGCACUUGGGGAAGAGGGGCAGGAAGGGCAGGGAUCCAUUGGUGAAUUUUGAGAGCAUCUUCGUCGGCGGAUUGGUGAAGGCGGGGAGGACACUGGAGGCCACUAAGUUUGUGGAGAGGACAAUGUGGGGUGGAGUGGAUGUGCCGAGGUUUGACUAUAAUAAGUUCUUGUACUACUUCUCGAAUGAGGAGGGAGUAGCGAUGUUUGAGGAGGUUGGAAGGAGAUUGAGGGAAACAGGUCAUGUUGAUCUUGGGGACAUUUUUCUAACCUAUGGCGAGAGGAUGGCCACAAGGGAUAGGAGGAGGAGAGCGAUGAAUGGGCGUUUGACAGCAGUUGAAGAUUAUAGUUGCUUACCAUCAUCUCAGGAGUCAGAAGCUAGGAGCGUGUGAUGUGUAUUACGUAUCAUAGGAAUGUCAAAUACAGUACAGUUUUGAGGAACAAACAAAUAUUUUGUGCUUGCAUUUGUCUUGCCUCUUGCUUCCAUUCUCUUUGGACUUCUGGUAGUAUGUGUCUUUUUUUCGAGUGUCUUGGUAAGUCUUUCAGGGAUUAGGAGGAUACACGGUUCACCUUCAGCCCUCUCUUAACCAUUUCAUUUGAACAUUCG